Apis mellifera (honey bee) is the source of this 604-nucleotide messenger RNA. RefSeq names its product odorant binding protein 4 (gene Obp4). Gene Ontology annotation, molecular function: odorant binding. NCBI's taxonomy places the organism in Eukaryota, Metazoa, Arthropoda, Insecta, Hymenoptera, Apidae. The record is from RefSeq and is marked provisional.
CCCAUGCCAACUUCCUUUUGCGCAGCUUGACGCAACUUUUUUUGCGCGAAAACUUACUUUUUUGAAAGAAAAAAAGACAAGGGAAAAAAGCAAAUAUGAAAAUCACCAUCGUCUCUCUCCUCUGCGUAAUAUAUUGUGCGCUGGUUCACGCAGACACGGUAGCAAUUCUAUGCUCGCAAAAAGCAGGCUUCGAUCUUUCCGAUCUGAAAAGCAUGUACGAAGCUAACAGCGAGGAACAAAUGAAGAAGCUUGGAUGUUUCGAAGCCUGUGUAUUCCAAAAGCUUCAUUUCAUGGACGGUAAUACUUUGAACGUAGAGAAACUCGAGUCUGGGACUCGAGAACUAACACCCGACGACUUUACAGAGGAUGUGCACGAAAUUAUCGAGCAGUGCGUUAGCAAAGCUGCAGACGAAGACGAAUGCAUGGUUGCCCGAAAAUAUAUCGAUUGUGCUUUGGAAAAAAUGAAAUUCCUUGAUAAUGAAUUAGAAAAGAUUGCUGGAAAUUAAGCGUAACAACUCUUCUAACUAAACCUUCGAUGAUCGAUCGAAAUUGUAUUUAAAUUAGUCAGUAGAAAUAUCAAAUAAAAACGAAAUAAAAACGAAAA